CCCUCCCCGCGGCUUGUUCCGGUCACGUGCCCGCCCCCUGCCCGCCCCAUGGCCCCGGCGGCGGCCCGACCCCCGUAGCGCCCGCUCCCGCCCCGGGCCCCUCCCGCCGGCAGCAGACAGCGCGCCGGCCCGGAGCAGGUCCCCGCCGCCGCCCGCACGCUCCUUAUAGCCACAAUGGCAACGUCAUCUGAAGAAGUGUUACUGAUUGUAAAGAAGGUACGUCAGAAGAAGCAGGAUGGAGCUCUCUACCUUAUGGCUGAAAGGAUAGCAUGGGCACCUGAAGGCAAAGACCGAUUCACAGUCAGCCAUAUGUAUGCAGACAUAAAAUGCCAGAAAAUCAGUCCAGAAGGUAAAGCUAAAAUUCAGCUUCAGCUAGUAUUGCACGCAGGGGACACAACCAACUUUCACUUCUCCAAUGAAAGCACAGCAGUGAAGGAGCGAGACGCGGUAAAGGAUCUUCUUCAACAACUGUUGCCCAAGUUCAAAAGGAAAGCUAAUAAAGAACUUGAGGAGAAGAACAGAAUGCUGCAAGAAGAUCCUGUUUUGUUUCAGCUCUAUAAAGACCUUGUUGUGAGCCAAGUAAUCAGUGCUGAAGAAUUCUGGGCCAACCGUUUAAGCCUGAAUGCAGGGGAUAAUUCUGCAGCACCUAGCAAGCAGGAUGUGGGCAUCUCCGCAGCAUUUCUGGCUGAUGUACGGCCUCAAACAGAUGGCUGCAAUGGUCUGAGGUAUAAUUUGACUUCGGAUAUCAUUGAAUCCAUAUUUCGAACAUAUCCUGCAGUAAAAAUGAAAUAUGCAGAAAAUGUUCCACAUAACAUGACCGAGAGGGAAUUCUGGACACGAUUUUUUCAGUCUCAUUAUUUCCAUCGGGACAGGCUCAAUACAGGCUCAAAAGACCUCUUUGCGGAAUGUGCCAAAUUGGAUGAAAAAGGGUUAAAAGCAAUGGUGUCUCAAGGAGUGAAAAACCCUCUGAUAGAUUUAACAGCUUUGGAAGAUAAAACAUUAGAUGAAGGCUAUGGUGUUGCUCCUGUGGCCUCUACAUCAAAUGCCUCAAAAUCCGCUAGAGAAAGUAGUAAUGCUGCCAUUAUAAAACGCUUUAAUCAUCAUAGUGCCAUGGUCCUUGCAGCUGGCCUCAGGAAACAAGAAGCACAAAAUGACCAUUACAGUGAGACCAGCAGUACGGAUGGAAACUCCAGGGAUUCAGAUUUCUUUCAGCCACCAAUUAAAAAGGUGAAACUGCAGGAGUCCAUUGAAUAUGAAGAUUUAUCAAAGAAUAAUAGCAUUAAAACUAUUGCACUAAACUUAAAGAAGUCUGAUAGGUAUUAUCAUGGUCCAACUCCAAUUCAGUCACAGCAAUAUGCAACCAGUCAGGAUAUAAUUAAUUCUUUUCAUAGUAUUAGGCAAGAAAUGGAAGCAUAUGUACCCAAACUAACUCAGGUUCUUUCAAGUGGUGAUGCUACUAGCACUAUUGCAGUCCUGUCACCUGGAGGAGCACUUAUGCAGGGUGGAACACAGCAAGCCAUAAACCAGAUGGUGCCAAAUGACGUUCAGUCUGAACUAAAACACUUGUACGUGGCAGUAGGGGAACUGCUACGACACUUCUGGUCCUGCUUUCCUGUUAACACACCAUUCCUAGAAGAAAAGGUUGUGAAAAUGAGGAGCAACUUGGAAAGAUUUCAGGUUACAAAGCUCUGCCCAUUCCAAGAAAAGAUUCGGAGACAGUAUUUAAGCACAAAUUUGGUAAGUCAUAUAGAAGAGAUGCUGCAGACGGCCUACAAUAAGUUCCAUACAUGGCAGUCCCGGCGUAUGCUGAAGAAGACGUGAAAAUGCAUGCUGUACAGGUUUGAGAGCAAAAUCUGCAAUAGGUAUAGGAGUACAACCUAGCAUAUGUGCAGAUCUUAUAGUUGUUGCAGGAAGACCUGCAAGCUGUGGACUUCUGGAAACGAUGCUAACUGAACUUGCACAUUUUCGAAAAAGAACUGAGAUUAAACUUGAAAACUAGGGAAAAAAACCAAGGAAGAACCAAAACAGAAGAGCUGAGGCGCAAAAAUAUUUAAAAAGACACUGUUUACUGCAGUUACUCAGGAACUGCUUUUGAUUUGCGUAAAGAGCUGCUUUCAGAAAUAAAAAAUUUAAAGAGGGUGUAUUAAUAAAAUCUGUUUUUCUGUCUAAUUUUUUUUUAUUAAGAUGUGUAUGGCACAGGGUAGAACUCAAGCGUUUUUCUUCACUGGAUUCUGACAGUUUUAUUGAAUUCUGUUUGUACUUUCUGCAACAGUUUAACAGUGAUAUUUUAAAAUACAGCUGAGACUGUUUUUGCUUCAAACAUCUGGGAGAGUGUAGCUGUCAGAAGACAAGCUUCUGCCAUAUGUUUCCCCACCAAUUGGAAGCAAGAGACAUUGCACUGAAAGCUGUUGAUGGUCUGGGGUCCCUAAAGGCACAUGGGGGCAAACUUUUGCCUGAAGUCUUGGAUUUUUAUGCAGAAUUUUUUCAGCCAUCGGUUUUGCAUGUUUUCCUUUUGAGUGCAAGUGUGUGCUACUGCAGUCUUUUUUUUUUUUUUUUUUUAACGGAGGCAUUUGUUCUGAGGAGAGAAUGCAUUUUUAAAAAUGAAGUUAAAUAAAGUUUCUUACAAAAGUCA
Chroicocephalus ridibundus (black-headed gull) is the source of this 2632-nucleotide messenger RNA. It is a transcript of the gene GTF2H1, whose product is annotated as general transcription factor IIH subunit 1. The record is from RefSeq and is a predicted model, not a curated record. The transcript has 15 exons. NCBI's taxonomy places the organism in Eukaryota, Metazoa, Chordata, Aves, Charadriiformes, Laridae. Gene Ontology annotation, cellular component: transcription factor TFIIH holo complex; transcription factor TFIIH core complex. Gene Ontology annotation, biological process: transcription by RNA polymerase II; nucleotide-excision repair; transcription by RNA polymerase I. The coding region runs from base 175 to 1821 and encodes 548 amino acids.